CGCAGCUUCCAGCCGGAGCCUUGUGAGGUCGUCGCCGGUUCCCGCCAGCGCAGCUCUGGACACCAGUAUCCAGGUCACUACUACAGUCUAGCACCUAGUGUAUCUCUGACAUUCGAUUUGAUAGUAUCGAGGUGGAAGGCGACCCAUUGUAAAGAUUCCGGACCGACUAGUUAUGCCUUGAGUGCAUGAGCGUAUCUCUUGUCGCCGGACAAGCCCUCGUUACUACUAGUCCAACCGUCAUUCUUAACCGCAACGACCCUACAACAUGGCCACCAAAUACCUUGCCGUCUCAGUCCCCUCCUCCAUAGCCCCCUCCGGCCACAAAGAAGAUGCAUUCGAGUCCAUACAGAAAACAGUGAACUCGUCAAAUGGCGAGGUUCUUCCCUUUCACGUGCCGGAGUUCAAGGUCGGAACGCUCGACGGCUUACUACAACAGUCGGAGGAAUUGGCGAAACUGGAGGGCCUCUGCAACUCGGUCGUGAGCAAGGUUGGAGACACGCUGAGAAACAUUCUGGAUGGCGAUGAAGAGAAGAUUGCAAUGCACAAGAACGUCAACGACAAACCUCUUGACCAGUACCUAAGGAGUUUCUCCUGGAACAAAGUCAAAUAUCGAGCCGACAGACCACUGUCUGAACUAAUUGACCUUUUGACCAAGGAAGUCAACUCGAUCGACAAUGAUGUUCGUUCCAAAUACAACCAGUACAACUCGAUCCGCACCAAUCUUCAAAGUCUCAUCCGGAAACAGACCGGCAAUCUCUCAACCAAAUCCCUUUUGAGCAUUGUCUCGCCGGAUAUUCUCGUUCAAAACUCGGAACACCUAGAGACACAUUUGGUGGCGGUUCCCAACUCUGGUGUCAAGGACUUUAUGCGCUCAUACGAAACCCUUGCACCCAUGGUCGUUCCUCGCUCCGCUCAGUUCGUGGCCUCGGAUGAUGAAUACACGUUAUACGCAGUCACACUGUUUAGAAAAUACGCACAUGAGUUUGUGCAUAAAGCCCGAGAAAGGAAGUGGGUGCCGCGGGAUUACAAAUAUAAAGAAGGCGGAAAGGAAGAGGAAGAAAAAGAGUUGAAGCGAGUCGAGGCAGAGGAGAAGAGGGUCUGGGGUGAGACGCUCCGCCUGGGCCGGACAGGCUGGAGCGAGGGCGUCAUGUGCUUAGUUCAUGUGGUUGUACUCAGGGUGUUUGUCGAGACGGUCCUGAGGUAUGGCUUGCCUUUGGAUUUUGUGGCGGUUCUGAUCAAGACCGAUUCGAAGCGCGAGAAGAAAGUCCGGCAAGUGCUCGAUGCAGAGUAUGGUUAUCUGGCCGGCAACGCGUUCGGAAAGGAUAGCAAAGGACGACUGCAGAAAGACGAAGGCUUGGGUGCUGUGGAUGUGAUAGCAGGUGGCGACCAGGCGGAUUACUCAGCUUAUGUCUGUUAUCAGAUCGCCGUUGAUUGAUCUUGGUUGUCGUCUUAAGUCAGUUGACGGAAGCAUGCGCGUAUCUGAUCUGCAAGCUUGUCGAUUGAACCAUGAGCUCUGUAAAGCGAAGGAUGGACGAACUACUAGUACGGCGAGACCAGGGAGGGAGAUAUAUGCUUAGCAUUCGCCAGGCGCUUGGUACCAUGACAUGCAGUACGCACACAGCAGCAUUGCUGAAAUGGAUGAACAGACUGGGCCACUCUAGGACAAUAGCACGUUCAAGUGAUCACUGUAAUCUUGUAUCACUCGGCACAUCACAAAGACAACGAGCGCUUGAUAACCG
Molecule: messenger RNA, 1739 nt
Organism: Exophiala dermatitidis NIH/UT8656
Lineage: Eukaryota; Fungi; Ascomycota; Eurotiomycetes; Chaetothyriales; Herpotrichiellaceae
Product: V-type H+-transporting ATPase subunit C
Exons: 4
Coding region: 266-1435 (389 amino acids)
Biological process (GO): proton transmembrane transport
Cellular component (GO): vacuolar proton-transporting V-type ATPase, V1 domain
Molecular function (GO): proton-transporting ATPase activity, rotational mechanism
Source: RefSeq, a predicted model, not a curated record